AUGACUUCAAAGUACCUUGCCGCGCACGACAAUCCUAACGGCCCCGGCGAUGCGCGCCCUACUGCUUCUCAAAUUAUUACUGACUAUGAUUUGGAAGGGAAAUUGACCGGAAAGGUUGUCCUUAUCACUGGCUGCUCGUCAGGAGUAGGGGUUGAGACGGCACGUGCAAUCCACCGUACAGGUGCAACUAUCUAUGCGACUGCUCGUGACGUCGACAAGGCUAAGGGGGCACUGCAUGAUUUGGUAGACGGUCCCCGUCUUCAUUUCCUGCAGCUUGACUUGAGCUCUCUAGACUCGGUGCGUACCUGCGCAGAGAGCUUCAAGUCCAAGAGCACCCAGUUGGACAUCCUCAUCGAAAAUGCCGGCGUCAUGGCGAGUCCUGAAGGCCGCACUGCGGAUGGAUUCGAGACACAGUUCGGCACCAAUCAUCUAGGUCAUUUCCUCCUCUUCUACCUUCUCAAGGAUACCUUACUUCGCUCAUCGACACCCAAUUUCAACUCCCGGGCUAUCAUUCUUUCAUCCUGUGCCCACCAGGCUAGUUCGGUUCAUUUCGACAAUCUUAAUCUCGAGGGUGAAUACGAGCCAUGGAAGGCGUACGGCCAGAGCAAGACGGCCAACCUGUGGACGGCACGGGAAAUUGAGAAACGAUUCGGGGCCCAUGGCCUGCAUGCGUGGGCUGUCCACCCUGGCAGCAUCCCCACUGAGCUGCAACGCCAUGUUUCCGAGGAGGUCAAGCAAGGUUGGGCGGCUGAUCCAGAACUGGCCAAGGCUUGGAAGAAUAUUGAGCAGGGAGCUGCAACAACCGUUCUCGCGGCUGUUGCCCCUGAACUUGAGGGCAAGGGUGGCUUGUAUUUAGAGGAUACCCAGGUAGCUAAGCCUCCAGGUACAGGCCGCGCAGGUUAUGCCGACUGGGCUUACAAUGAAGAGGGACCGGGCAAAUUAUGGGAAAAGAGUAUCAAGAUCUUGAAGCUAGAAGGUUAG
Molecule: messenger RNA, 981 nt
Organism: Fusarium keratoplasticum
Lineage: Eukaryota; Fungi; Ascomycota; Sordariomycetes; Hypocreales; Nectriaceae
Exons: 1
Coding region: 1-981 (326 amino acids)
Source: RefSeq, a predicted model, not a curated record